This is a messenger RNA of Oryza sativa Japonica Group (Japanese rice), 1924 nucleotides long. RefSeq names its product serine carboxypeptidase-like 13. The record is from RefSeq and is a predicted model, not a curated record. Gene Ontology annotation, molecular function: acyltransferase activity, transferring groups other than amino-acyl groups; serine-type carboxypeptidase activity. NCBI's taxonomy places the organism in Eukaryota, Viridiplantae, Streptophyta, Magnoliopsida, Poales, Poaceae. Gene Ontology annotation, biological process: secondary metabolic process; proteolysis.
AAGUGAUCAAGAAAGCGCGCAAAGUGGAUCAGUCCGAAGACAAAGUCCUCAAAUCCAUGAUUCCAUGCACAGUAUGAAAAUGAUGUCAAUCAAACAUGAGUGGGGCCUGCUUUGCUUCUUCCUCUGCCAAAAUAUUAUUUGCAUUGCUUUUUCAAUCUAUAAAUCCAGGGCUAAUUUCAGGAUCAUUAAUUAGUUACGGAGCCGAGAUGGAAAAGGAAGCGAGCGCGAUGGUUGCGAGGAGAAGCACCAGCCGCCAUGAUUGGAGGAGGUGGUGGUGGCGGCUGCUGCCUCUCGCCUGCUGCUUCGUUUGUUGGGUGGCCUCCACGGCGGUGACGGUGGCGGCGGCAGCCGGCGUCGCCGUGACGAGCCUUCCUGGUUUCGACGGCCCACUGCCCUUCUCCCUGGAGACCGGAUACGUGGAGGUGAACGAGAGUACUAGCGUGCGCCUCUUCUACUACUUUGUUAAGUCAGAGAAGGAUCCUGAUGUAGACCCACUUUUAUUGUGGCUAUCAGGUGGGCCAGGAUGUUCUAGUAUCUCUGGCCUAACCCACGAGAUAGGGCCAUUCCAAUUCGCUGCAAAACGGUAUUACAGUGGAGGAUUGCCGGAAAUUAUCUACCGACCAGAGACUUGGACUAAGGUGAGCAACAUAAUCUUUGUGGAUUCUCCUAUAGGGGCAGGGUUCUCAUACGCGGCAACAAUGGAAGGGUCCAAGUCUAGUGAUACCAAGACAGUGAAACAGCUUUAUAUUUUCCUCAGAAAGUGGCUUCACGAUCAUCCCCAGUUCUUGUUGAGUCCGCUGUAUAUUGGAGGUGACUCAUAUAGUGGUAUCAUUGUACCUACACUUGCGCUAGCGAUCGAUGAAAGCAAUGAUUCAGGAGAUAAGCCAAUUUUGAAUCUCAUGGGGUAUGUUGCUGGCAAUCCAGUGACCGAUAGCCAAUUUGAUGAAGAUGGUAAAAUUCCAUGUCUCCAUGGCAUGGGACUUAUAUCCAAUGAACUUUAUGAGCAUGCUAAAGAAACCUGCAGAGGGAAAUACAGUGCCCCAGGGAAUGCUCGGUGUGAGCAGUCUAUCCAAGCUAUACGCAAUUGCACAAAGGACAUCAACAUGCUACAUGUUCUUGAGCCAUUAUGUGAAGAAGUCUGGAGCCCCAGGAUCCAUAACACAUCAGCGACAGAUGGAAUGAGUAGGCUCAUGCUGGAGUCUGCUCGUGCUGCUGAUGAUGACAUUAUUGAAUUCAAGUGUAGAAAAGCUUCCUAUGUGGUUUUAAAAAUAUGGGCAAAUGAUAAAACUGUAAGGGAGAGUCUUGGUGUGCACAAGGGAACAGUUGGAAAGUGGACAAGAUGCAAUUACGAUAUAGAUUACAUUAAAGAUGUGUAUAGUACAGUGGAGUAUCAUUUGACGCUAAUGAGAGAAGGAUACCGAUCAUUGAUAUACAGCGGUGAUCACGAUUGUGGAAUUCCUUUCACUAGUACACAAGCAUGGAUUAGAUUUCUCAACCUUUCUGUAGUUGAUGAUUGGCGACCAUGGUAUGUUGCUGGACAAGUUGCCGGAUUCACAAGAAGCCAUGCGAAUAAUAACCUGACAUAUGCAACCGUGAAGGGUGCUGGGCACACUGCUCCGGAGUAUAAACCUAAGGAGUGUCUCGAGAUGUUUGCAAGAUGGAUUUCCGGCAAUACUCUCUGAUGUAUAUUCCUCAACCAGAUCAAGUCAACUGUGAAAACAUGAGUAAAUGAUCACAUCAGAGAUAUGAAGAAAAACAUUUGCUGCAUGUAAUAUUUUGGAAAACCAUAAUUACUAUCACUAGUACAUAGAUAUCUAUGACGGAGACCAGUGGCCCAUAAAAAAGGUAUUCAUCUAUGUUGGGCUGAAAAUAAUCCUGUUGAAAAUUGAGCUUCAUGGCCAUACCCAUCACCGUUGAACCCUCA